Aspergillus tubingensis is the source of this 1404-nucleotide messenger RNA. RefSeq names its product ubiquitin domain-containing protein DSK2. Gene Ontology annotation, biological process: ubiquitin-dependent protein catabolic process. The record is from RefSeq and is a predicted model, not a curated record. Gene Ontology annotation, molecular function: polyubiquitin modification-dependent protein binding. The transcript is spliced from 2 exons. Gene Ontology annotation, cellular component: cytosol. The coding region runs from base 1 to 1404 and encodes 467 amino acids. NCBI's taxonomy places the organism in Eukaryota, Fungi, Ascomycota, Eurotiomycetes, Eurotiales, Aspergillaceae.
AUGGCUGAUGAUACCGCCGCGGCCGAGGAUGCGCAAAUCACUUUCAACGUGAAGUCAUCCAAUGAUGCCAAAUACACUCUCACUUUGCCAUCAUCAACCUCCGUCUCUGACCUGAAGGAGAAGUUAUCGUCAUCAGAAUAUGCUGAUACCCCGGCUGAGCGCCAGCGUCUGAUCUACUCGGGCAGAGUCCUCAAAGAUAAUGAGACCCUGGCAACGUACAAAAUCAAGGACGGACACACUAUUCACUUGGUGAAGAGUGCGCCCAGCAAUGUGCGCCCAGGCGGUGCUGCGUCGACGACAUCAACAUCCGCACCAGCUGGCGCUGCUCCUACUCCUGCGGCUGCUGGCGUUCCCACGAAUCUCGCUGCCGGUACGGGCAAUAACCCACUCGCGGGGUUGACGGGGGCCAGAUAUGCCGGGUUUGCGCAACUGCCAGGUGCGGGAAUGUUUGGACCUGAUGGCGGGAUGGGCCCUCCUCCUGACACGGAAUCCAUGCUCAACAUGCUCGAAAACCCCCAAUUUCAGUCUACGAUCAACGAAGCUCUGCAAAACCCCGCUAUGAUUGACAUGAUGAUCCAGCAGAACCCCAUGCUGCGCGAAAUGGGUCCUGGCGUGCGGCAGAUGAUGCAGAGCCCGGAGUUUCGCCGCAUGCUCACCGACCCCAACUCGAUACGUCAGAUGGUACAGAUGCAGAGAGCUAUGGGUGGCGGGGGCCUUGGUGGAGGAGGCGCAUUUCCAGCUCCCGGGGUGACCAACACAACACCCGAGGAAAACAGAGACGCUCAGAACAACACCGGUACUACACCCACUCCUGGCGCCGCGUUCAACCCCUUCAUGCCUGCCGGACUUGGUGCUGGAAAUCCUUUUGCGGCGCUUUUUGGAGGCAAUCCCAUGAUGGGUAACCCUGCUGCAGGAGCGACGCCGUCGGGCGUCUCCCCCACCGCAGGCGGAACUCAACAGGAAGGUACCGAGAGAGCCGCUGGGGGUGACAACGCUACGGGACAAGGACAGAAUCAGCAGGGUUUCCAGAAUCCGUUCAACAUGUUCAUGAACCCAGCGCUCUUUGGUGGCCAGGGUGGUCAGGCGGGUGCGAACCCUUUCAACCCGCAACAGAAUCCUUUCCUCCGGGACCCAGCCUUGCUGCAACAAUGGAUGCAGAACCUGGGUGCUGCGCCGGGAGAAGGCGGCGCGGCUGGCACCAAUCCUCUGGCGGCACUCUUUGGUGGUGGAUUUGGCAGCCCCCCUCCACAGGAUAACCGCCCCCCGGAGGAACGGUAUGCGGAGCAGCUUCGUCAACUGAAUGAUAUGGGAUUCUUCGAGUUUGAGAGAAAUAUCGAGGCUCUCCGUCGAGCAGGAGGCAGCGUGCAAGGGGCAGUGGAGUAUCUACUGAGCCACCCUUCUUAA